Molecule: messenger RNA, 555 nt
Organism: Sphenostylis stenocarpa
Lineage: Eukaryota; Viridiplantae; Streptophyta; Magnoliopsida; Fabales; Fabaceae
Source: the annotation of a GenBank genome assembly
AUGAAUCACCCUUCUCAUGAUCCUCUCUAUAUCAUAGUUACACUGCUUGAUUUCAUAUAUUGUGUGGCAUAUCCUAUCAACAUGGAGAAACUGUUUCAAAUGAAAACCAAUUUCCUGAAGUUUCUGACAAAACAACCUGCGACUUUAGUAGUAGCGUUUCAGAACCCAACUCCGAGUCCUUGUCGAUCACCUGCACGAGUGGUUUCGAUAAUUCCCAGGGAAGCGCGAAGGAAGCGCAAAGACGAGAGCUUUAGCGCGAGAGAGCCCACUUCUCCCAAAGUGUCGUGCAUGGGCCAAGUUCAGGGCAAGAAGAACAAGAAGGCCCGGAAGCAGAAAAAGGCCCAGGCCCAGAAAGAUCCAGCAAGAAACCUUGACUCUGUUGGUGAAUGGAAGAAGAUUGUGCUUUGGAUUCGCAAGGGAAGUAGUGAUGAGGGGGGAAAGCAUAAGGUGUUGGAAGAGAAGACAGUGGAAGCUCCAUCGUUGAAUACAAUGAAGAAAUUUGCCAGUGGGAGAGGAUCGUUGUAUGAUUUUGAUGUUACAAUUGCAGAAAGGUGA